CGGCAUCUACCGCUUUUAUUUACAAGUUUGUUUUUGGUUAAAAUUCUUGUUGUUGGCAUAAAUUUUUAAGUUAAGCAAAAUGCAAGAGUGUCCUUACGCCGAGAAAUGUUAUCGCAAAAAUCCCAUACACUUCAAGGAAUACUCCCAUGCGCAUUUGGAUUGUAUUUACGCAAAAGGCAUUGCUGCUGGCAGCAAUGAGUACGAUAUACCAGCCAAGUAUUCCAAUGAGCUUAUUAAUCUACAGCUAAAACUUUUGGAGAAAUUGUUUCCCAAAGCAGACAAAGAAGAUGCUGCAAAAGCAACAAUAACAAGAACAACAACUGCUGCGAAUCCAGUGAGAAUGGAGCAACCAACAAGCACACAGUUGGCCAGCACUAGUCGAGCAGCCGGAGCCAGCAAGGACAACUCGAAUCUGGCCAAGAAACAAAAGCUCAACGAGCGCAACAUUCGCGAUUAUAUUCCCGUUGUCGUGGAAAAGGGACGCAUGGCCAAAAAACUGGAGCGUGCUGCGCCCUACAACAUGUUCCUCACAGCAAUCACAGACUCAAAGCCCACACACCAGGAACCUUUAAGCAUUACGCUGCAGGAGAUACUCGAUGAGAGUCUGGGAGAUAUUGAAUCGAGUGUGCAAAUCAAUUUUAUGAUUGAUAUUGGCUGGCUGCUGGGACAUUAUUACUUUGCGGGAAUACUAGAUAAACCACUGCUUGUGCUGUAUGGCGAUGAAUCACCCGAGUUACUGGGCAUUGGAAAGUUUAAGCCUCAGGUAACAGCUAUUAAGGUUAAUAUGCCAACACCGUUCGCCACAUCGCACACAAAGAUGAUGUUGCUUGGCUAUGCGGAUAACUCGAUGCGUGUUGUCAUCUCCACAGCCAAUUUGUACGAGGAUGAUUGGCACAAUCGCACUCAGGGAUUGUGGAUAAGUCCACGUCUGCCGGCAUUGCCCGAUGAUGCAGACACAGCAGCUGGUGAGAGCAGGACGGGAUUCAAACAAGAUCUUAUGCUUUAUCUCGUGGAGUACAAGAUAUCGCAGCUACAACCUUGGAUAGCACGCAUACGCAAAAGUGAUUUCAGUGCCGUCAACGUGUUCUUUGUAGGCUCCGUGCCUGGUGGUCAUCGGGAGAGCGCUGUGCGUGGCCAUCCCUGGGGAUGUGCUCGCCUCGGCUCACUGCUGGCCAAGCACGCUGCCCCCAUUGAUGAUCGCAUACCUGUCGUCUGUCAGAGCUCCAGCAUUGGCAGCCUGGGAGCCAAUGUGCAGGCCUGGAUACAGCAAGAUUUUGUCAACAAUUUACGCAAGGAUUCAUCGCCAGUGGGAAGACUGCGUCAGCUGCCAGCCUUUAAGAUGAUCUAUCCCAGCUUUGGCAAUGUGUCGCGCAGUCACGAUGGCAUGUUGGGAGGGGGAUGUCUGCCCUAUGGCAAGAACACCAACGAUAAGCAACCUUGGCUUAAAAAUCAUCUGCAACAAUGGAAGUCAGGAGAUCGGCAUCGUUCCCAGGCUAUGCCACAUAUUAAAAGCUAUACCCGUUUUAAUCUGGAGGAACAGUGCGUCUAUUGGUUUGUCUUGACCUCGGCGAAUUUAUCAAAAGCUGCCUGGGGAUCGUUUAACAAGAACUCUAAUAUACAGCCAUGUCUUCGUAUUGCCAACUACGAGGCAGGAGUUCUCUUCCUACCUAGAUUUGUGACUGGUGAGGAGACAUUUCCUUUGGGUAAUGCGCGAGAUGGUGUACCAGCUUUUCCCUUGCCCUACGAUGUGCCAUUAACUCCGUAUGGACCAGAUGAUACACCCUUCCUAAUGGAUUAUCUGCAGGGUUAAGAAGCUGUUCCUUUAUUGUGAUGAUUAAAUAAAUAAAUAAAUACAUAUGUAUACUCUAAGUAAA
Drosophila innubila is the source of this 1874-nucleotide messenger RNA. Its product is annotated as probable tyrosyl-DNA phosphodiesterase. Lineage: Eukaryota; Metazoa; Arthropoda; Insecta; Diptera; Drosophilidae. The transcript has 5 exons. Gene Ontology annotation, cellular component: nucleus. Bases 80 to 1810 code for a protein of 576 amino acids. Gene Ontology annotation, molecular function: double-stranded DNA binding; 3'-tyrosyl-DNA phosphodiesterase activity; single-stranded DNA binding. Gene Ontology annotation, biological process: double-strand break repair; single strand break repair. The record is from RefSeq and is a predicted model, not a curated record.